CCUGUCGCUGUCACGAUCCCUGUCACAACAACAGCCGCGGCUCGGCAGGCGGGACUUCCGGCUCGCCUGUUCCCCGGCAACGGCUUGAGCAGCCGCGCUUCCGGCCGGGGAUCGCGGGGCGGGGCUGUGGCAUCUGGACACGGAGUCACCUGCCGGGUGCGAAGCCGCCCGUAGGACUCCCGGAGCACUCGAAGCCCCUCCACAGACUUCAUCGCCCCGGCAGGUGUCCCCAUCUGUGUGUCCCCAUCCCGCUGCCGGGCGCGAUCUCGCCGACGGCCCCGGGAGGCAGCGCUGCGCGUUUAUUGGCUGAUGGGCCCGUCCCCUCGGCGGUGAUUGGCGCGGCGUCUCGUCAGUCCGACGCUCCGCCCAGUGCGGCGCUGAAGGCGAGGGCGGGCGGUGCGAGUGCGGGCAGGGGCGGUGCUUGCGGGCACUGAGGGCCGCUCGCCAUGGCUAGCGUGGAGCUGUACUCGCAUCCCGCGCUGUACACGCGCUACCGGGCUGGGUUCUGCUCCGCCGCUGCAUUGGCACUGUUGCUCAUCACGGCGCUCACCUAUGUGCCGCCGCUGCUGGUGGCCUACCGGAGCCACGGUUUCUGGCUGAAGCAGAGCGCGUACCUGGAGCAGCCCACUGUUCGUUUCCGGUACGAGGCUCUCUUCGUCGCCACCAUCGGAUCCAGCCCGGGCAGCUUCUUGGCGUGGAGCACAUUCCCAGCGUUCAACAGGCUCCAGGAGGACCGGCUCCGAGUCCCGCUCCUGUCGACGAGAGAAGAAGACAAAAAUCAAGAUGGCAAAAUGGAUCAGUUGCAUUUUAAACUGGAACUUCCAUUACAACCAACAGAGCAUGUAGUUGGCGUUCAGCUGAUUCUGCUCUUUUCUUACCAGCUUUAUAGAAUGUCAACAUUUGUGAUGCAGAGCAUGGCUUUUCUUCAGUUUUUUUCUCCUGUGCCAGGGUCUCAGCUCUAUGUGAAUGGAGACUUGAAAUUAAACCAGAGGCAAUUACUUAACCACUGUGGACUGGAUACCAGAUACAAUGUGUCUGUGGUCAACGGCACAAGUCCUUUUGCAAGUGACUAUGAUCUGGCAAACAUCAUUGCAGCAUAUUGGGAUAGAAAUGUGACAACAGUCUUUUCAGAUCCCAGCCCUGUUUGGAUGGCUGGAAGAGCAACGGAUACACCAUUUAUCAUUAAUGCCACUAUUCAUUACCCAGUGGAAGUUAUCUUAUAUCAGCCAGGAUUUUGGGAAAUUAUUAAAUUUGCCUGGAUCCAGUAUGUCAGCAUCCUCCUUAUCUUUCUUUGGGUGUUCGGUAGGAUUAAGACAUUUUUAUUCCAGAAUCAGGUGUUGACUACAAUUCCAGUAUCAGCAGUUCUGCCUGUAUCUCCAGUACUAUCCUACAAACAGCACCAGUCCUGAAGAGAUGCUUGAGAAGACUUCAUAGAAAUGCCACUCAAAAAUAGUUACCUGAUUUUAUUCUCUAUACACUUCUUACUUCAGAAGAUCAGAAUUUUGUGAGUAUAUUUCAAGUAUGCUCUGUUUGUGCAUACUUUUUAAAAUACAUGUUCAUUCACCUAGUUUCUUUAGGAACACUGCUUUGGAGCUGGAAAAGUUUAUAUUUUUGACAAUAAAAAACACCCUAGGUUUUUUUUUUGCAACUGGAACAUGCGUCGAAAACCAUUUUGAAAACUGAAAAUAAAAAUAUGCUAAAAGUAACAACAUUAA
This is a messenger RNA of Camarhynchus parvulus, 1715 nucleotides long. It is a transcript of the gene TMEM231, whose product is annotated as transmembrane protein 231. Gene Ontology annotation, biological process: regulation of protein localization; cilium assembly. The transcript has 7 exons. Bases 447 to 1409 code for a protein of 320 amino acids. Gene Ontology annotation, cellular component: ciliary transition zone; ciliary membrane. Lineage: Eukaryota; Metazoa; Chordata; Aves; Passeriformes; Thraupidae. The record is from RefSeq and is a predicted model, not a curated record.